AUGCGAGCAUCGAAAAACCAAUGGGCAAUUUCACCGGAGACAAUUAUGUCGCAUCAUUUUCGAUUAGCCAAAGGGAUACCACAUGUCGUCGACACGACACCGCCUCGUUCGAUGUUCAAUAGUCCGAUUAGCAUACACUACCUCCCAAAACGCUCUUCCUCAGCGGACCCCUUUAAACGGAAGUCUCUCAGCAAAUCUCAAAGAGAGCUGAAUGAUUUCGUGCAUGGAAGGAAUGGAGACCCCCAUGGUCUACUAAGACUCCCAUUGCCGAUCAGAUCGAGUCUAACGGAUUUGGUGAAGCCGAAAUUGUUGGAUAACAGGAACUACCAACCGCCAAGGAGGAAAGCUCCAUCAAAAGAGCGUCGUGAAAUGGAGAGAGAGGAGCAGCAGAGUCGCGAAAAAAUGCAGAGGAUCAAGGAGUUUCGGGAUGCAGUGCUGGAUGAGUUGAUGGAGAAUCCAUCGAAUUCGGAUCAGAUGAUAAUGUCGUGUAUUGAAAUUCAUAUGGAGUCGUUUGCAGGAUUGAUACCAUGGAACGAUCUGGAAGAAGCCUCGCAUAAACUAAUGCUAGAUAUCGGAGUGGAUCUCAGUAAAACUAAAAGUCGUCGAAAUUCCAAAAGGAGCCACAAACCGCCCCGCCCAUUCAGGGUGGAGCCUAUCGCGAGUCCGAAGAGUCUGGAAUCUUUGUCAUCUCCAUCUUCUAGCUCGUCAAAAACGUCCUCUUCAUCGUCGUCUUCUGGAACUGGAUCCACUACUUCUAGCAGCUCUUGA
Molecule: messenger RNA, 768 nt
Organism: Caenorhabditis remanei
Lineage: Eukaryota; Metazoa; Nematoda; Chromadorea; Rhabditida; Rhabditidae
Exons: 5
Coding region: 1-768 (255 amino acids)
Source: RefSeq, a predicted model, not a curated record